UGCACUCGGGCCCCGUGUAUCCUGACGCUGUUGUCACCCUCCAUGCCACGCAUGUUUGAAGCAGUGCACACCACAUAAACGCAGAGUCAAAACGAGGAUCUGCUUCUGCUUUCGUGGCCCGACGGUCCUCCUUUCUUCUCUGCCUUCGUUGUUUCUUUCCCAAUUCCUCGUCUUUCGUUCCUUUCGUUUUCCGACGCGACCGUCUUCCCCCCAGCUGAACGCAAGACCAGCGCCACUCCCAGCACGCUCUGCCCCCCUCCCCCCUCCUCUACGCAGACUCUGCAGCUGCCCCCCGCUUUUGUGUCGAUUCUCCCGACGUCAAGCAGAUUUUUUCUCAUUCGGUGGAUGUUUUCUUCCUUUUCUCCAUAUUGCUUUGUUUCGUUCUCAGCGGUUUCCCCCAAACUCUUCCUUCGCUUUGUGGGUGUGGACCCCCAGGUUUAACGGAGGUCUGCCAGCUGCGUUCCACUCUGGGAAGCUCGGGUGUCUGUACACGCGAAGAACUGGAUUUCUGCUCCUGGGGAAAGAGUCGGAUGCAAGUGAAGAAACCACUUGUUUCCUUCCGCAAUUGUUGCAUGCUUUGAGUCCCCACAGACCGCGUUUUUCUUUUCGUUGCGCUUCAACGCCUUCGCAACGCGGAUAGUGUGACAGCGUGCCCCCUUCUGUGUCACACACUCGGUCCAGCAGACACCAGGGUCGAUCUGCGGCCGAUCCAGGUUCCGUUUUUUCCUCUUCGUCGUUUCCUCCGCAUUUCCUCUCUGCGGUCUUUCGUCUCCAAGCUGCGGCCUCUUGGCCCUUUGCCUGCCUUCUCUGUACAAAUUAAAGACCCGCUUUUCGUCCUUUUCUCCUCCUGCCCAGCCGUGUCCGUGUCGCGUCGCCGCCGUCUGUCGAGACCCUCCCUCCCUCCUUGUUACCAUGGAAGAAACACCGGUCUACUUCAACACCUCGCGCCUUGAGGAGGGCGGGUUCUCUUCCUCCUCGCCUUCGGCGCUGAUGCUGCCUUCUUCACUGCCCUCUGUGCAGCAGAUGAAAUUCAAUUUCCGUCAGUAUCUGAACCACGGCGGCGCGGAGCUGAAGCGGCGCCUCCUCGCCCACGCAGAAAAAAACGAAAGAUGCCUCCUCCACGUGGACUUGAACGACUUGAAGGUGUACCAGCAUCACGUCUCUGAGGCUGACCUCAAGUGUGUAGAUACACCGUACUGCAAGAAGAAACAUCACGCAGCUCCUCCAGAUUUCGCUCGGCAACUCGUCACUGGUCUGCGACAGCGACCCCUGGUGUAUCUGCCCACCUGCGAACGCGUGUGUGAAGAAGUCAUCGAAAAAAGUGCGAUUUUGCCUCCACGGCAGCUCGCCGCUUCUCUCGCUCUCGGCGGAACCGCUGGCCGCCACGGCAGACGUGGCCCGGUUCAGGUCCAAAUCAACCUAAUGGACACGAGUGCCACACACACGCCGAUCAGACAUCUUCUCUCGAGACAGCAGGAGCAGUUCGUCGUCACCACGGGCAUCAUCAUUUCCUCGCGGCCCCCGGCUUCCCGACUUCAGACGGUCACAAUCCAGUGUCGCUACUGCAACCACAAAAUGAUCAUUUCUCUGCCAGAGUGGCGCGAACAGCUGCAGCUUCCUCGUUUUUGUCUCUACUCUCAACAACGCGCUGCUGUCGCGUCCACUGCCGGUCCGGCCUCUGUGCUCGGAGGAGACGCAGGCGACCUUGCAGACCUGGGAUGCAGAAACAAGCCUGAUCCAUACUUCAUGGUCACCAACGAGUGCAGCUUCGUCGACGUCCAGUCUCUCAAACUCCAGGAACUCCCCGAGGAUGUGCCCACGGGGGACAUGCCUCGCCACCUCCUACUCAACUGCACAAGACUGCUCACCGACCAAGCCUUCCCGGGAGACCGCCUGAUCAUCCAUGGCGUUUUGACGACCAACGUUGCCACCCCUGCAGUUCGACACACUGGCAGCAAAGAGACAGACCAGCCCCACAGCAGCUACUUGCACGUUUUGGGUCUGCAGAAAGUUUCGUUUAUGUCACUCGCGCGCACACGACUAUCCUUCACACAGACAGAGCAGCGUGACGUCUUUUACAAGCUCGCUCAGAGUCAGAACAUUCUUGACAAAAUCGCAAAGUCUCUCGCCCCGGCCCUGUACGGCAUGGAGGAAGUGAAGAGAGCGUGUGCUUGUCUCCUCUUCGGUGGCACUCAGAAAGUCGUCGCUGAUGGAUCCCGACUUCGAGGAGACAUCAACGUGUUGCUUCUGGGAGACCCUGGUGUGGCGAAAAGUCAAAUUUUGAAGUUCGUUGACAAGAUUGCUCCGAUCUCAGUCUACACAUCGGGGAAAGGUAGCUCCGCCGCAGGUCUGACAGCCGCUGUUCUCCGCGAUCGCACGGGUGUCUUCACCCUCGAGGGAGGCUGCAUGUGCCUGGCCGACGGUGGAGUUGUUUGCGUCGAUGAGUUUGACAAAAUGGACGAACGCGACGUGGUGGCGAUGCACGAGGCCAUGGAGCAGCAGACCAUUUCAAUCAGCAAAGCUGGGAUCAACACCGUCUUGAACUCGCGGUGCGCCGUCUUGGCCGCUGCGAACCCCUCCUUCGGCAGCUUCGACGACACUCAGGAUUCAUCCGAGCAGCACGAGUUCAAGGCAACGAUUCUUUCAAGGUUCGAUCUUAUUUUCCUUCUCCGAGACAAAGAAAACUACGAGACCGACUCGGCGCUCUGCACUCACAUCCUCAAUUUGCAUGCACAAAAGAACGUGCAGCGCGGCAACGACGACGAAGAAAUCAUUCCUUUUGAAUUGCUGAAGAAUUACAUCCAAUUCGCAAAGAGCCUCCCUCCGCCGCUUCUCGGAGCCGACGCGCGCGAUGCGCUGAAGAACUUCUACGUCCAAACGAGGCAGGAUGUCCGUGACGACAAGCGAUCCAAAACACGAAAAAUUCCCAUCACUCUGCGUCAACUCGAGUCUCUGGUCCGUAUCUCCGAAAGUUUCGCGAAAAUGGAACUGAGUCCUGUGGCCUCCUCCAAGCACGUCCAGAUGGCAAUUGAACUUUUCUCAGUCUCGACAGCGGAGACGGCGCGGCACUCUCUUGUCUUCGAGGGGUUGUCUCCCGCAGAACAGAAACUUAUCAAACAAGCAGAAGAGGCGGUGUUGGGGAGACUCCAAAAGGGUCAACGUGCGCAGCGAAAGAAUCUGCUUCGAGACCUGCAAAUGCAAGGGUUUGACAAGAACGUCUUGAACCGAGCCGUCGCGAUCUUGGUCAGACGCGGGGACUUGCAGGAAAGAGGCGAUCGUUCGCUGCGCAGACCGUGAGAGGGGUUCGUACAAGAAAUUCAGCUGAGGAGAAAGCUGUUUUUCGUGCUCACUUUGGGAGUGUAGCCUGGGGAAGACGGCGUUUGCCAGUAGGUUUCGGUCUCUUUGUCACUUUUUCUUGUCUUCACGUCCUUGUCUCAAAGCUCACUCUAAAGGUGAAACGGUCUCGGAAUGGUCAACCACGUGCAGCAGUUGUUUGUCCAGACGUGUAAAAAGAUACUCAGGUGGGAGGAGCAAACUGCUUUCCGUGUUUUUACCGGAUCUCUCUGCUCCAGAAUUUUUUUAAUGGACACGGAGUUGGGAAAAAGAAAUCCGAGAUGCAUUUCGGAGAAUCGACGUUUUCCACGGUCCAGCACGUGGGGGAGGGAUUUGCAUUUUUCGAAUAGAAAACAAGCAAACACACACAACCACGGCGGAGCUUUGAACAGAGAUACCAUGAAAAAAUUCACGGGUUGCUCCACUCACAAACACGCAGCACUCUUUUCAUCCAGUCAUUCUAACGCCAUCCUAGGUCGCUUUUUUCUCGUUCUUUCGAAUUGAACCACGGAACACGUGGAAACGCACUGACGGCGUAUUUGCGAUCGACUGAUAACGAGUGCUGACAGCCGAGGCUCACUGGCGAACGGGCACAAUCGACA
Messenger RNA from Toxoplasma gondii ME49, 3935 nucleotides. RefSeq names its product DNA replication licensing factor MCM5, putative. The coding region runs from base 913 to 3297 and encodes 794 amino acids. NCBI's taxonomy places the organism in Eukaryota, Apicomplexa, Conoidasida, Eucoccidiorida, Sarcocystidae. The transcript has 19 exons. The record is from RefSeq and is a predicted model, not a curated record. Gene Ontology annotation, biological process: double-strand break repair via break-induced replication; DNA replication; DNA replication initiation. Gene Ontology annotation, cellular component: MCM complex; nucleus. Gene Ontology annotation, molecular function: 3'-5' DNA helicase activity; ATP binding; single-stranded DNA helicase activity.